Molecule: messenger RNA, 2527 nt
Organism: Paramecium octaurelia
Lineage: Eukaryota; Ciliophora; Oligohymenophorea; Peniculida; Parameciidae
Source: the annotation of a GenBank genome assembly
AUGUAAUUUAAACAAAUCAAUUUAGAGGAAUUCAAUGAAUAAAAAGCUUUAGAUUACUUGGAAUUAAAAAAUUAAAGUCUCCAACAAACUCUCUUAGAAGAUCCUAAAAUAGCUCGUUAUUUAGAUUUUGCUGAUUACUUGUUAAGUUAUCAUUUUUAAUAGACGAUCCAUAAGAAGGCUCAUGAAAGGUUAUUGGUGGAAAUGUUUAACACAGACUAUAUACUUUCGAAAUUGUAUGGAUUGGAACUGCAUAAAAUAAAGGAAUACUUCGUAAAAUUUGGGAAUAGGAUAAAAAUUUCAGGAUUUGUGUUAUUACUUUUGAAAUUGAUAUAAUUCCAAUUAGAUGAAGUUCCUUAUAUGAUAAAUGGAUUGAGAGAGUUAGCUGAAAAGAUAGCUCAGAAUGGAAUAAUCACAUUUGAAUAAUUUGUUGCAUAUUAUAUGUCAUGUAGUGAGAACGAUGAGUAAGACAACAUCCAACAUGCUUAUUACAAAAUAAUCGAAAGCAAAAGUUAAGACACAAUGUACCAUAAACACGAGAUAUAAAAAGUACUGGAAAUUAUAUGACUUUUUAGGCAAUCUACACAAAAUCGAUCUAAAAAAUUGCUUUGCUUGAAGAAAACUAACCAUAAAUAUAUUUAUUGGGGACAGACUUUCAAAUACAUAAAGAAAUAAAGCUAGAUAAUCCUGACACACAUUAUAUAAUUUUAGAUUUUGACUUUGCUGAGAAUAUCAAAGAAUUUUGUUGCAGUUUGUCUAAUAAUCAUAUUUUAUUCUUGAGUUUUGUAAUAAGCUAUUAAUUAAUGUUAGAUGGAUCAAUUGCAUAACAAUAAAUUAGUCUAAUGCGAAUACUUGUUGACCAAGAUUCAAUAUCUUUAAAUGCUUGAUCACUGGGGAUCAGUUACAACUAAUUAGUAAUUGAUAUUAUGGCAUCCAAAGACUCAUCAACAAACAAGAGUACCCUUAUAAUUAUAGGGUGGCAAGAUUUAGAGCAUAAUAGAACUUUAGAAAAAUGAAAUGAUUUGUUUAUAAACUGAUUUGAAAAGAGUGCACAUUUUUAAUCCCAAAUUUGAAUAACUGAUUGUUAUAUAGGAUUCAUUGCUUAUUUAGACGUAAUUAUAUCUAUCAAUAGUUAAUUCUUAGAUUUAUAUUUUAUGAAGCAGGAUAAUGUUUUUAUUCUAUAAAUUUUACUCAUAAAAUCUAAAAAUGGUUAAUCGAAGAGAAUGGUGUUGAUUAUACUAAAGAUAAAACUAUUCAAAUUUGUAAACCAGAAUAUACAGUUCUUGCUAUUGGUUUUGUUUAAGACUUAUUAGUAACUUAUGAUUCAAGUAAUUAAAUUAGAGUGUUUGAUACUGAGGAUUUUAGAAAGUUAACUACAUAUAAAAAAAUACUUAAACCUACCAAUCAUAUGAAGAUUAUCGAAAUCAAUAAAUAUUAAUUUAUAAUCGUCGGCAAUAGGAUCAGUUCAUUUGAGAUCGAGGUUAGAAUUGAAGAAAAGUAAAUCUCUAAUAAAGAUGAACUUGAGAAACAUAAUGAUGAUUUUGAAACUCAGAUGAAAUCUACCAAACUAUUAAUGUAGCAAAUUUUAAAGAAUCAGCCUUAAGUGGUCAACUUUAGAGGUACCAAACAUUAAGAUCAGAUGUAAAUAAUAUAAUUGAAUUAAGAGAGUCAAUUUUAGAAUAAAUCAAGGGGGCUAAGAGUCAAUUGCUUCCAAAAAUCAAAGUGAAGGAAAUUCAUCAUUAUACAGAGCUGCCAGAUGAGUACAUUAGAGAGAAAAUAGAGGAAAUAGAAAAGAACAUAUAUGCAAACAAAUUGUUAAAAGACAGAAUACAUUAAGCAACUGAACCCUUUGUUGAAUCACAACCUGAUCCCAUAGAUCCAAAAAUAUUAUAAAAAUUGUAGCCUCUAUAAUAAGGGUUCUAGAAAAUAGACCAUAAACACAACUAAUCAGAGUAAAAUGGUUCAAAGAUAUAAUCUGUUAGAUAAUUAUAAAAGUAAGUUUUGAUUUAAAGUGUAUAGCAAUAGUAAGGUUAAAAAGAAGUUAGACAUUUUAAAUUUUGAUUUGUAAGAAAAAUCAAUUCGUUCAAAAAUUGACCCUUUGUUAGACACAGAUACAAAUUUUUUAUUCAAACAAUUAAAAGAUGAUUACUUGAAUGUUCAAUCUAAAAAAUCUACAAAAACAUAAUCAUUAUGUUAUGAAUCCAGAUAUGAAUAUUAAACUUAGAGAGGGAAACUAAAAAAAUAAUUAUUCACAACUUAAUAUAAAACAAAAGGACAAAAAAUAAAGACGAUACAAUCUAUACAACCUACUAAUCAAACAAUUAAUCAGACAAUUGGUUUAUCAAGAACAUCAAGAAAUAGUAGAAAUACUACUAAUCCCUAUUCUUAAUUAUAGCAGAAUGAUUAGCCUCCUCCAAUUCCGCUAGAAUGCAUCCCACAGAUGGAAAAGGUUAAGUUAUUUUACAAUGAAGCUGUUAAGGCAAUGAACUAUUUAAAAGAAUAAAACCAAUUUUUGUUUUUUGACUCUUGA